AUGGCGGUUACCAUCCUCCCCCCGAGCUCGAUCACCGAGUCCGUCAAGCAAGCCAUCCGGUCUACGUCAACAUGCUCCGAUGCCACCGUGUUGUCCCUCCAAACACUCCUCCGCGGAUCCUCAAAAGCGCCCGAGAAGCCUGCCAGGCGGAAUACGAAGUCAACCAAGGCAGAAGCUACCACUACGAGCCGAGCGAAUAUCUCUAGAACAGCUAAGACACGAGCAGCAAACGACGCUGCGCUGCACCUCGUCGACCAGGAUAGUCCCCUUUUGUCGCCUCAGGAAAAGCUCGUGCUUGCUACGGAAGUCUUCAAUGCCACUUUAAAGACCCUGACGGAUGCGUCGAAGGUAUCAGCUACGAAGCGACAGACAUCUAGCGCCGACGAUGUCUCAACCAAGUCUGGGCGGACAAAUGGGGCCGGUGUUGACAAGGGUGUCUAUUCGGCGGCUGAAUGCGCGAGACUAGCUCUGGCGACACUACGAGCACUCAAAAGCGAUCAAACGUCGACCGAACUCCCGAAUAUGCAGCUUGAGCAGGGCGCCUGUGUGUUGGCAGGGAAAUUGAUCUCAUUGGGAUUGAACGAAAUGGCGUCUAAAGAACUCCGGUCUUUGAAGAGGAGGGUACAGCAGCAUCUAGAUGCAAAAAAGGCUGGAAGAAAGCCUGCGCUGACAAAGGACAUUGUGGAUGAAGACUCAGGCAAGGAACGGAUGUCCGACCUCCUCACGUUUUCGAACAUCGCCAAUGCGCAAUCACUGUACGGCUUGCUGGUUCCCUACCACUCGAACGCGAUGCGGCUUCUUGCCGCUGAAAAGAAAGCAUCGACUACGGAAAGGCUUCUCCCAUUUCUGCAACCGGCUGAUCCGAGCAGUCCUGCCCAUGUUAUCGGCGCCGCUGUAAAAGCCGGUAUACUGGCCGGCGAUAAAGCCGCCCUCCAGCUGCAGCUCCUUUCUAACACGGUGCUAUCUCUGUGCCCCAGCAAGUCUUCCUCGGCAGACGGGUCAAUAAACAAAGACACACUGAAACCAAUCACAGCCUUGAACCUGCAGCUACUGUCUCUCGAAAUUCGCUGCAUGGGGUGGAAGACGUCCGGCCAUGUCUGCGAUGAAAGUAAAGAAAUGUUUGACCCGCUGCUGCGUUAUCUCGGCAGCUUCUCUCAUCGGAGUCAAGGCAUUGAGAAGGCUGAAUUUGCGGGGAUAUACAAAGCAAUUACCCGGGUGCAAUCUUCUAUGGCAGAAAUCAAGAAGAAGCCCCAGGACUCCAAGGAUAUGAACUCGGCUGCCAAGAUAAUGACCAUUCUUGGGCAGCUUGCUUUGGAUGCUGGGUGCUUUGAUGAGUCGUUGAAGCUGUUUGACAAAGCCAUUGCGCCACUUUCGAACUCGCAGAGUCUUGCUUUGGUCACAGUCCGGUGCAAGAUUGGGUCGGUCUACUUCCAAGGACUGAAAGGCUCGACUAAGUUUCUUGAUGGAGCUUUGAAGGCCACUGCAGAGGCAAGUGCUGCUUUGGGAUUGCAGCUUCGAGGCAGUGCGAAUGAUCUGGACGAGCUGCUGGUUGAGUCUGCAAGGCUGAAGAAGCUUGCCCUUGCUUGGUUUGGUGAGGCGAUCACCAAAGCAUAUGAUAGCGACAACCAGAAGAACGAGAUGGCUUCUCAAAUCCGAGAAUACCUCCAAGCCUUCUUGAGGUUCCUGCGGCGUUAUGUCGGGCGGCCCCCAUCAGAGGAGAGUGAUGACAAGGAAGUGGAGAUGUUCAAGACUCGCAUCGCCAUGUCUCAAAGCAUCAUUCUUGCCGGAGUUGAUUCGGCUGUGGCGGUUGGCAGACUCUCUAUUAUGUCUCAGAGGCCACCCUGGGAGGAUAUGCUCCCCAUUCUGACUGAUUGUCACCGCCUGCUCACGAGCAUCGAAGCUACAGACGGAUCUCGCUCAGACGCAUCUCUGGCUGAUAGCAUUGGUGCCGCACUUGUGAAGCUCUCCAAUCUCUUCUGGUCUAGGUAUAUCAAGGAAAAAGAGGCCGGGCAGGGCUACCGCGAGCUUCUGCCGCUUCUGAAGCAGUCAACCCAAAUACUUUCCGGUUGCUCAUCCGGCCAUCGGACUACAGCUUUUGCCGCCCUCAAGUUCGAGAGAACCGCCCAUUUAUAUUUGGAUGGCAACAUGUACAACGACUCCGAAAAGGCCUUUCGGCAUUCUAUUUCGGAGUAUAUCGAUGCCGGUACUCUCGAGCAAAUCGCCAUGAGCAGCGCAGGGGCUAGCCCCCACAUGGUCAAUCAGGAUCCAAAAAGCCCUGGCUUUAUGCUCGGUCGCGUCCUUUCUGCGUUUUUGAAACUCAAGUUGCGGAAGAAGGGGUCCAAGUCUUUCUCCGUCUAUGAUGAUGAGGAACUAGCGCCUGAGCGAAGAGGCAUACUCCUUGAGUGGCAGGUGGGUGUUCUCUGUGAUCUACAUGGCUACAGCUCGAACGAGGAUGAUUUUCAAUCGACGCUCAGCCCUGUUGUAUCCCUUACUCUCGACAUCUACUCCCCCGAACGCCACCCCAUCCGCCACGGCCGAGUCAUCCUUCUGGCUCUUCGGUUUUUGCUCGAGCAACCAAAUGCCCUGCAUUCUGAUCUGACUAACAGGCUCAUGGAAGAGGGGGUGGAAGCUCUGAAAUGUGACAAAGGGGUCGGUCAAGACACAGACUUAGCUCCCUUCGCAACACACAUUAUCAACUCUCUGCGCGUGAUUAUUGGCUUCCACCAAGGUAAAAUAGACGCAGGGGAACUGGAUGACACACUUUCCUCUUGGUCCUCCAUGGUUCACCAGUGCUCUGACUCAAAGUCGCUGCUUAUUUGCGUCAAUGAUGUCGAUUACUGGGUUCUUCAGCUCAAGGCUUUGGUCGACUACACUGAGAUCCACGGCCUUUGGAAAGCUCAGCUCUCCACCCUUGAGCUGAUUCUGCGGGCAGCGGAACUCCAGCAAUCCGGUGAUCUUUCGGAUGCAAUUGUCAUUCUUGCCCGUCUGGUUUUGCAACACUGCCAACUCGGACAUUGUCAGAAGGCCGGAGACUUGCUCUCGCGUGGUGAGCAGUAUCUUGCUUUACACAAGGUUUCCUUGCUUGCGACUAUUUCGUACAAGAUUGCGCUUGUUGAAUAUCUGCUUGAGACUGGCGAGACCGAAAAAGCAGCAGGGACUCUUUCCGCAGCCAAGGCGCUCUACGAAAAAGGUCAGAAAUCGGAAGAGCUCGGCAACUUAAACGUAUUAUCGAAGAUCUCAUGGGAGAGACUGAUUGCAGAUGCUGCAUUUGUCCAGUCCCGGCUGUCCACUGCCCAGGGAUCGAUGACGCAUGCUUUGUACUUUGCCAAGUUGUCCGUGAGGCUCAACUGCCGGAUCUGGGCCAAAGUGGAAAAGCUGGCUCAAAAGAAACAAGACAAGUCUCUUGCUGUGAGUGGAAGUUCUGAUGUCGAAGCUGUCGCCGAAGGCGUGGCCAAGCUUGAUCUCUCUCAAAAUGGCUCCUCUCCCGACGUAUCAGCCAGCUAUGUCCAAGGAGCUCCAUUUUGGCCACAUCUUGGAUCGCACCACACCUGCUUGUUGAAUCUUGCCACUUUGUCCGCCCACCAUGGCCUGUUUCAAGAUGCCAUCUAUUACGGAGAACAGGCACUGAAAAUUGACCGGACACUAGAUGCAAAUGUGCGUCUAGUUGCUGCCCAAACUCAACUUGGUUGUUACUGGAUUCUCGGUGGCCACGUUAGCGAGGGACAAGAUCUUCUUGCCGCGGCUUCUGAAUCAUCCAAGCAGAUUCAAACGGGCACCGGGGCCAUUUCUCUGCACAUGGCUCUCGCCUCUCUUUACCGGGUGCAGGGCCAGCACGACCAGGCACUUCGCCAGCUUCGCGAAGCCGGAAAGGCCAUCGAAAUCGUCACUUCUUCUGAUACAGCCAGCAUUUCGGAAGGUCCAAAUGUUGCAGCCCUUGAGGAAAAAAUGGCGAAAUUGCAAGUACGUAGCAGCAGGCGAACACCAUCAACGACUUCCGCUGUUGCUCCUGUACGCCGUACUCGUGCGACUAGCUCAGUCACACCGUCUCGAACUUCGAAAAAGGCCUCUGCUUGCAAGACCCCGUUACCCGAAGUCCAAUCCAACUCCCUCCUCCGACUCAAAGGCGAUGUACUUCGACAGCAAGCAGAUUGCUUGCGUGCACUCCGUGAUUUCGACCGCUCUGCACAAACUCUUAUCGAAGCCCGACAAUGCGCUAUUGCUCGCGAGAGCAAGGUCUCAAUCGAGAUUGGAGAAAGCGAACAUCUGCUCGCCGAUGCCAUCCGCCAUUUCGCUAGCCACGCCGUGUAUUGUGUGCUUCCCGAAUCCACCAUCUCACUACCAUCACUCACGUCCCCUGUGAAGGGGGCGGAAGAGCCAACUCCACAGCCCGCAAAGCCUAGAGUAGCAAAGAGGGGCCGGGCUCCAGCCAAGAGCACUCGGGCGAAGGCACAGAAGGCUAGCGAAGACUUUUCUAUCAUGCUAUCCAAGGCAAGCGACUGUCUUACCGGUGUCUUUGCCGAUGCCACUGUCCUUGGCUCAACUCUUGAGAGCCACGCGGCGUCUCGACUUAUGAGUCGCAUUUCUAUGCUCUCGCAUGCUACUACCCCGGGAGGCCCUGCUACCUGGGCGCAAUCACCUGCGAACAUGAAUGAAAUCGGACGUGUUGCUGCAUUUGCUCGGGAGCGCAUGGCUAUUAACUUUGAUCGGCAACUAGCUGACUUUGCUGAUCCGUUGUACUGGCCCACACCAUCACCCUCGACCAUUGAAUUAAGCGAAGAAAUUUGUACAAACUUCAGCGAGAACUAUAUCGACAUCCUGCCUGAAGACUGGAACGUUCUUUCCUUGUCAUUGAGCGCAGACCGCACCGAGUUCGUUGUCUCACGGUUACAGAAGGGCCGCUCUCCAUUCCUUCUUCGGCUUCCAUUGCGAAGGGGAAACUCGGAUGACGAUGGAGAGGAGCAAUUUACAUUCGAGGACGGCAAAGAGGAAAUGCAGGAGCUCAUCAAAUUGGCAAAUCAGAGUGCGCACGCUGCGAAGGCCCAAACUGAUAAGCAGUCGAAGAAGGAAUGGUGGAAGAACCGCGAAGCCCUUGAUCGCCAAAUGGAAAGUCUCCUCCAGAAUAUCGAGAAUGUCUGGUUUGGAGGUUUCCGGGGGGUUUUCUCGCCGCUCCCUCGGGAUGGCACUGCGUUGGCUCGAUUUGCGACUGCAUUACAAGGCAUUCUUGACAAACAUCUACCCUCCCGGCAGAAGGGAGGCCAAGGCCAGGCAUCCUCGCCUCGUCUCACCCUCCACCAGAACGUCGUGGAACUGUUCAUUGGGCUCCGUGACCUCGAGCAGCAAGAAGAGCCUGAAGAUAUCCUGAUGGAUCUGCUCUACUUCGUCGUGGACAUUCUGCAAUUCCAGGGCGAACGCAAUGCUUAUGAUGAAAUUGACUUCGACAUGAUGGUUGUUGAUACCCUGGAUGCGUUGCGUGGCUAUCACGAAGCUGCGCGAGAAGAACUUGCUACUCGCUCUCCAAGUCAUACGGUGCUGGUGCUCGACAAAGCCCUGCAUCUGUUCCCGUGGGAGUCUCUUCCCUGCCUCCAAGGGUUCCCUGUUUGCCGCGUCCCCUCCCUUGAGUGUCUCCGCCAGCGAGUUCUCCAAUUCCGCGACUCCCAGUCCGGCGUAGUAGUGGACCGGUCUUCAGGCUCAUACCUUCUCAACCCUACCGGCGAUUUGCGCACGACACAAGUGACCUUUGAAGGGGACCUUUCGAAACUGGACUAUUGGACGGGAAUCGUCAACCGCGAGCCGUCAGAAGACGAGUUCCGCGCCUCGUUAGAGAGCAAAGAUCUGUUUCUAUACUUCGGCCACGGCAGCGGCGCUCAGUACAUUCGCGGCCGCACCGUCAAGCGGCUGACGAAAUGUGCUGUCGCUUUCCUGUUGGGUUGCAGCAGUGGCACCCUGACUGAGGCUGGUGAAUACGAGCCCUACGGCACGCCAAUGAAUUAUCUCCAGGCAGGCAGCCCGGCGCUUGUCGCCACGCUGUGGGACGUCACCGAUAGAGAUAUUGACCGGUUUGCGACGUCCACGUUUGAUACAUGGGGUCUGCUGGAGAAGAAGGGAAGGUCUCGUGCGGGCGAUGCCGGUCUGGACACAGCGGUCGCUGGGGCGCGGGGUUCGUGUGUGUUGAAGUAUUUGAAUGGAGCUGCGCCCGUGAUUUAUGGUGUUCCGGUGUUUUUGGGCUGA
Penicillium canariense is the source of this 6228-nucleotide messenger RNA. Its product is annotated as Separin. The transcript has 2 exons. Gene Ontology annotation, biological process: proteolysis; meiotic chromosome separation. Gene Ontology annotation, molecular function: cysteine-type endopeptidase activity; protein binding. The record is from RefSeq and is a predicted model, not a curated record. Gene Ontology annotation, cellular component: mitotic spindle pole body; centrosome; cytoplasm. NCBI's taxonomy places the organism in Eukaryota, Fungi, Ascomycota, Eurotiomycetes, Eurotiales, Aspergillaceae. The coding region runs from base 1 to 6228 and encodes 2075 amino acids.